Lathyrus oleraceus (garden pea) is the source of this 1484-nucleotide messenger RNA. Its product is annotated as cytidine deaminase 1. The record is from RefSeq and is a predicted model, not a curated record. Gene Ontology annotation, molecular function: cytidine deaminase activity; zinc ion binding. Lineage: Eukaryota; Viridiplantae; Streptophyta; Magnoliopsida; Fabales; Fabaceae. Bases 477 to 1394 code for a protein of 305 amino acids. Gene Ontology annotation, cellular component: cytosol. The transcript has a single exon.
ACAAAGUUUAGUUUAUCCUUCAUACAUAUCUUUUUUGUCUUGUGAGACAAAAUUACAAGUCAUGUAGAAAAUGACAUUUUAAAUUAAAUAGAUACAAAUCCAUAACAAUUACAAGUAGACCAUAGGUGCAAAUGCAAUGUACCAAACACACAUAAACAAGAUCCGAUUACAAGAAAAUUCACAUGUAGUAAAAAUCUAGCACCAUCCUUCAUUCAUAUUUCUUCUAUCUUCUUUUAUCUAAAAGAAAAAUAAAUAAAUCAUUUGAUUCGAAUUUUCAAAUUUCAAAUUUAAAUGCAUUUAAAAAAAAAUAGAAAAAAAAUCAAAUUAUUGGUAGUAGUAGCUGGCAUAUUGCCUCUUCAUCCAUCUAGUCUAUAAAUUAGCAUGAAAUCAUCAUUAAUCUUCCCCCUUCUCUCCUCUCCUCUCUCUUUCUCUCUCUCUCUUAAAUUAAAAUAAUUUUUUUUAAAGUGUGAAAAAAAAUGGAGAAACCCAGUUUCAAAAUAGAAGCAUCAGAUGCAAAAUCGAUGGGCCAGUCAACGGGCCUAACCCUAACCCAACUACUUCCAACCAUCGUCAAAUCGGCCCAACCUUUAGCCCGUGUCCCCAUCUCCAAGUUCCACGUAGCAGCCGUCGGAGUUGGAAUCUCCGGCCGAAUCUUCGUCGGCGUCAACGUCGAAUUUCCAGGCCUUCCAUUUCACCACACCAUCCAUGCUGAACAGUUUCUCUUAACAAACCUCUUUCAAAACAAAGAAACACAGCUUCAAUAUCUCGCCGUCUCCGCCGCACCUUGCGGCCAUUGCCGUCAGUUCCUCCAAGAAAUCCGUGGCGCCUCCGAUAUUCCACUUCUCAUAACACCUGAAUCUGAAUUCACCUCUCUUUCUAAAUUCCUCUCUCAUCCUUUCGGUCCUCACGAUCUUCUUCCCAAACACGUUCCUCUCCUCUUGGAGCCUCAUAAUAACGAUUUGUCGUUUCUCGAUACCGGAUCCAACACCGGAUCCAACGGUUAUAAUAAUAACGAUAAUACUAAUCAAUCUUCGAUUUCGAAGUUGAAGGUUGCGGCUCUUGAAGCUGCGAAUGAAUCUCACGCGCCGUACAGUGAAUCACCUUCCGGCGUAGCUUUAUUGGAUUCGCGCGGUAAUGUUUAUAAAGGCUCUUAUAUGGAAUCUGCUGCUUAUAACCCUAGUUUGGGACCGGUACAAGCUGCUAUUGUAGGUUUUAUCGCCGGUGCCGGAGAUAAUGCGGCGGAGUAUGGUGAAUUAGUGGAAGCGGUGUUGGUUGAGAAAGACGAUGCGGUGGUGAAACAAGAAAGUACGGCGAGGUUGUUGCUAAGUUCAAUCGCACCUCAGUGCGGCUUCAACACGUUCCUUUGCAUCUCCAAUAAUAAAAAAUCUAAUUGAUUUUAUUAUUAUUGUUUUUAUUUAAUUAUUUGAAUGGAUCUGUAUGAUUGAAUAUUCAACAAAAUGAGAAGUUAUCUUUAUAGUUAUGGA